Messenger RNA from Haliaeetus leucocephalus (bald eagle), 3212 nucleotides. It is a transcript of the gene MED20, whose product is annotated as mediator complex subunit 20. Lineage: Eukaryota; Metazoa; Chordata; Aves; Accipitriformes; Accipitridae. Gene Ontology annotation, molecular function: transcription coactivator activity. Bases 1600 to 2121 code for a protein of 173 amino acids. Gene Ontology annotation, cellular component: mediator complex. Gene Ontology annotation, biological process: regulation of transcription by RNA polymerase II. The transcript is spliced from 3 exons. The record is from RefSeq and is a predicted model, not a curated record.
GAGGGGCUCCCGGGGGGCGGGAGGGGAGCCGGGAGAAGCCGCCGGUGGGUCCCGGUUGCCCCUCUUGACUUCCCCGUCCCGGUGCCCAGCGUGGCGCAGGUGCCGGUGGCGGAGGGGAAGAGCCUGCAGCAGACGGUGGAGAUCCUGACGCGGAAACUGGAGCUGCUGGGGGCCGAGAAGCAGGGAACCUUCUGCGUGGACUGCGAGACUUACCACACCGCCGCUUCCACCAUCAGCAGCCAAGGUCAGCCCCGGGAGAGCCCCGGGGGGGUCCGGGUCCGGGUCCGGGGGUGCCGUCAGCCGGCCCGCAGCUCUUUCUUCUCCCGGUGCCCUUUCCAGCUCCUUAACGUGGCGCCCGGGGGGUGAACCCCGGUGACAGGAGGGUCUCCCGUGGAAGGAGCGUCUGCUGUGGGUGAGGCCACGGCUUGGACCGGGACCGGGACGGUCGGGGCUUCUCCCGCAGGUCGUGGCUGUUUGAUUUAUCGUGGUGGGGAACGAGCAGCCAUCUCGCCGCCCGCAGAAUGUCUUCUCCGCCCGCAGGAGGUGCCUGUUGCGGUUGCCGUCGGCCUUUUCUCUUCUCUGGGAGAAGGAGCGUCCCUGUACGGGGUCCCGGCGGAGCUGGGGAGGGUCGGCAUGGGGCACGGACCGGCCUGCCGUGGCCGAUGCUCUCUGCCCGGUAGCAGACACCCGGCCGUGCCCGUUCUUCCCGCUCCUUAGCACCGUUUUUCCCUCUCCCUGCGUGUCCCCGCGUUGCCCUGCCCUGGGGAUGGCCCUGUCGCGGUGGGGAGCCCUGCCUUGAGGAUUCCUGCUCCAGCCUCAGCAGCCGUGUCGGGUUAUCUUUGCUGUCAGCGUUAUUUUUCCGUGAAACUUCAAAUGCUGUUUCUGUUUGAGUCGCUUUGGAGGCCACGUUUUGGUCCGGAGAGGAUGGGCGCGAGUCUCCUGGCAGCAUCUGCCCGUCUCCGAGGGGCAGUCACUGGAGGGCAGGCGGUGGCAGCCAGCCUGCAAGCUGGAGGGGGGAGCGGAGCUGAGCACCGGCUCCCGGGACAGUAGGGAGCAGCUCUAAGGGCUUCUGAGGCAUGAGGUGACCCAGGUCUUUCCAGGGGAUGUGCUCAGAGGACCCCAAAUCCCCUCUUGACAUAGCAGGGCCUAAAACUGCUCAGAGGUACGGCGUGGCGUGCUCACCUGAGGGGCUGUUCCAGUCUCUUUAUCCCUCCUAAGCGCCCCUCGAUUUUCACAUCAUUUAAAAACGCUAAGGCAAACAUCGCCGCUGUCUCUGCGGCUGCCUUGGGGCUCGGCUCCGCCAGUUUGCCCAGACAGAUCUAUUUGAAGCUACCAGAGCGGCUUUUUGCUGCUUUUUUUGCAGCUGGAACUUGCACGGCCACAUCCCUGGAAAGGCUUUUUUGAUCUAUGUGGAUAAACGAGAAUUGUUUCCAGCUUUUAAAGCAUGAUAUAAGCCAGGGCACCCUGUUUUCCAGAGCGUGUCUCAACACGUCCUCCCCAGGCAGGACUGGUGGGUGAGGGGGAAGAGAGGCAAAGCCCAGCCUUCCUCCUGUGACCGUGGGCAGGACAGUCAGCAGAUGCCCAGCCCCAUGUUUGGGGAUGGGAGGGCAGACAGGCAAGCUGAUGUACGUGAUGCACAACUCCGAAUAUCCCCUCAGCUGCUUUGCUCUCUUUGAAAACGGUCCCUGCCUCAUAGCAGAUGCCAACUUUGAUAUCCUUAUGGUGAAGUUGAAAGGCUUCUUCCAAAACGCCAAGGCGAACAAGAUAGAGAGCCGGGGCACCCGCUACCAGUACUGUGACUUCUUGGUGAAGGUGGGCACAGUUACGAUGGGGCCCAGUGCCCGUGGGAUAUCUGUGGAGACACAGCCCCAGGAGAGCAGGGCCCUCUUGUCCCAGGUUCUGCUCACGCAGUGUAGAGAUGGUCUUCUCCUCACCAGAGUGCUUUUGGCAGGCGUCAGUCCUACCCUGUGGCGUGCCAACCUGGAUUGCUGCACCGUGGGCUUGAAGCCUGCCAUCAAACAGCUUCCGCUCUUUCUGCUCAGUGCUGUGACUGCUGAUGAGGCUCGAGAGCAUCGGCUGCCAGCUGCUGACGGGUGUUUCAUGGGGUGGAGGCUGGGCUGAAGCAAAUUCUAAAGGAAGAUCCUUCAGUGUACACGAAGGGGCAUGGGAGGAUCUAGGAAGGCAUUUGGGGAGAUGCUUGGCUGAAUACAAGUGUGAGUCGAAGGCUCACAAGCUGUGGACAAGCCUCAGCUGGGCUGAAAAACAUCUUGGAAAAGACAAGGAGCUGGGCUGCGCUGGUAUGGGAAGGGCAAAGGUCAGACUCCAGACAUCUAGAAAUAUUGGUGCCGAACAGUCUUCAAGAUAGCUGAGAAUUAGAUGCUUAGAGGUCUUUCAAAAUCAGAGCUUAUGCUUUUUCUAAACACACAAAUCCUAUUAUCUGAUAUACAAUUAAUCAGGCAGGCGUUCCUAGCCAGCAGGGAUGAGGAUUGAGAAAUGGCUUAUUUCUUCACUGCAAUAAACACAGAUGUUGUAGCAUCAGCGUUGCUAUUGACCUGGGGUUAAACAGAAGCUUUUUUUACCCUAAACUUGAGUUCAGGACCAGAUUUGCCAGGUGGUCUGGCUGCUUCUGGUUUGGUGUAGUAGUUUUUUUCAAGGUUUGCAUUAGGACCUACUCCUGAUUUGGGACCAGACUCAUAUUUAGUAAAACGCUUUAAGUCCUUAAGUCCCAAGGCUUUUUCCAGUACAUUCCUGAGAGAUGUCACAGCCACACGAGUUGUUGACUUACCGGCAUGUGGGAGUGAAGUUUGGUUUUGGGUGGGAUAAAGUUAAUGUGGCGUUUGAACCAAUGUCCCCAAGACAUGUCCCAAUCCCCACUAUUGGGGAUUUAAUAAAAGCAGUGCCCUUACAGGGUACAUUUUACCUCCCCUUCCUUUUUGAAGGGAUUGCUUGCAUGUUCCCAGCGUGUCCUGUUCAUUUAUAUUUGUCCAUCCUUGUUAUAUGCUAAAUAUUCUCAGAUGUUUUUUAUGAAAAGCAUUCUCUUUCUAGCAAGGUAGAGGGAGGAAAGCGCGUUGCCUCCUGCGUGGUUAUUGUCCCUGCUGCGAGCUUCAGGGCUGUGGUUUCUGUUGCCAGGUGGAGUACUGCCCCUGCGUGAUAGCUAACGACUGCUGGAACCUGCUCAUGGAGUUCAUGCAGAGCUUCAUGGGGAACCACAC